AUGGCGAAGGGCUACCAUAGUGCUAUAGUAUUCCUGGCAUUGUUGCUGAGACAUGCCUUGGCGGCUUUGCCAUUGCAACUGUUGGUCAAUUUGAGGGGCACCGAGUGUCUCUACGACAAACUCGAUGAAGGUGAAUCUGUGACGGCCAGUGUCUUUAUCUUAUCGGGUCAAGCCUUGAAGGCGACGGUUCGAGUGGAUGGUCCCGUGGCGUCCUUGGAGUCCGAUUCGGGCAACACAUUGCAAGCUGCCGUGGACGAAUUUGAGAAAGGAGCUCCCGAAAAUAGCAUUGUGGUGGAAGAAGUGGUCGAUUUUGAACAUCUCAACAUGAAGGAUGAAUUUUUCGACGAAGACGCCGCGUCCGACGACGACGAAUUGAUCAAGAUCCAAAACAAGGAACUCUCGCCCGAAGAACGAAUAAACGUAUCAAAGACAAACAACGCAAAAAGAUUCUGGUCAAACGACAAAAACAAGAACAACAGCGUCUCUCGCAACAUAAAAAGUUUCCAUCAGGUCACGGCCGAAGUCGAAAUGAGGCGCGAAAGUGAACUCGGUGGAUUGGGAGAAGAUGGACAUGUCUUGACGUACGAACAAAAAACCAUGAAGGACGAAGACAAAUUGUUGGAAGAAGAUACCGCAUCGGAAGAAGGAAUCAAAGACGAAGAUUUUCAUGCCACACGAGACAAAUUGAGACAAUUGAGACGACUACUCGCCGAAAUUCAUUCGCAACAGCAAAAGGAACGACGUAGACUCAUUGUGCAUGCUGCUACCAACAAACAUUCCCAUUCCAGAAUGGUACUGAGUUCUCUCAUGGAAACGGUACUCUUCAUGGCUGUCACGGGGUAUCAAGUCUACACCAUUCGACGAUGGUUCCGUGGAGCACCGGCGUUGGGGAGGUAG
Molecule: messenger RNA, 897 nt
Organism: Seminavis robusta
Lineage: Eukaryota; Bacillariophyta; Bacillariophyceae; Naviculales; Naviculaceae
Source: the annotation of a GenBank genome assembly